Lytechinus variegatus (green sea urchin) is the source of this 1051-nucleotide messenger RNA. RefSeq lists its product as uncharacterized. The coding region runs from base 175 to 693 and encodes 172 amino acids. The transcript is spliced from 3 exons. NCBI's taxonomy places the organism in Eukaryota, Metazoa, Echinodermata, Echinoidea, Temnopleuroida, Toxopneustidae. The record is from RefSeq and is a predicted model, not a curated record.
UUGUACACGUGGAUUUCGAAGCGAACACGCCCUACAUUCAAUCGCAGUUUUUUCUACCUAAUCUUACGAAGGGUAAAUGUAGUAGUCGAAAUAGGGAGUGAUUUGUCUUCUGAAUAAGUUGUUAUUUUCGACGUUGGUGUGAAUGCGCUGAGACCCUUUCCCUCUACACUGAAAAUGGCGCGAAUGAUAUAUUUUGCUAUACUCGUGAUCGUCUGCGCAGUGUCGGUGUCUUCAUCACCAGCAGAAGUAGAGCUGACCAAAGAGAAGGUAGGGUACCAGUCCGAGACAGGUUGGAAAUCACUUCAGCCAGGCAAUAACCGUAUGGGUCUAUCCCCGCAAUCGAUAAGAGAAAAAGGUCGUAUGUUAUUCUCCAGCUUCCGUCAGAGAUCCAAAACCUUACUAACGAUGAAACUUGAAGAAUGGAAGUCUGCUGGCAGGCUUGAAGAGAAUGAAGAUGUUGCGGAAAGAUAUCGUCAUGUUGAGAAGGAAGCCGAAUAUGAAAUCAAACAGCGCAUCGUCGAUGCAAUGAAUGGAGAUGAACCCGUAGUUGAUCCCGAUAUCCCCCGUCAAUCCGAGGAGAUCACUGCUUUAUUCAUGAGGGCGCUCUUUGCUUCAACGUAUGCCGAGCAGACAAGUAAAGAAGAUGACAUGAUGCGAAUACUCAAAAACAUUUUAGAAAACGAAGAGCAUUGAAUCAUUGAAAAGAUCAUUGAAAGUACUACACGUAUUUGAAUACAAUGAGCUUUUAUUUUUUAUAAUCAGAGUGACAAACUUAGACUUUAGAAAUAGUAAUCAGAGUGUCGUAGAAAAAAAUAUUGAAAUACAGCGUGCAAAAAUAAGUGGUGUCCAUUUUAAAAAUAGCGAAGAAAAUUCCAUUAACCGUUUGUAAUUGCCAUUUUAUGCGUAAACCUUGAUCAUAAAUUAUCGAACUUAUAUGAAAAGUCGAGCCGAGUUGAGUUGAAUAUUCACUCUAAUUAAACCUGCCAAAAUCAUGGAGUUAAUAAGUAUGUUGCAAUACAAAUGAUACAAAAAUAAGAGCUGUUUAUUUACA